Messenger RNA from Periconia digitata, 2923 nucleotides. The record is from the annotation of a GenBank genome assembly. NCBI's taxonomy places the organism in Eukaryota, Fungi, Ascomycota, Dothideomycetes, Pleosporales, Periconiaceae.
UUUGGCUUUAACAUUAGAACAUCCUCCUAAUCGCGAGUUUGAUUCAAACAAAAUAUAACGUAUGCUCACGUACGAGAUGAGCAUCCUCGUCCAAAAAAUUACAGAGAUAUUGACGGUUUUAACAACGACUAACGUGGUAUUGAGUCUUAUUGGAAUGUGAUCUCACGUCCCAAAACAUCAAUUGGUAUCUUCCAUUUGCAAUGCAUGCAGUGUGGACGCAUAGUUGAGAAGGAAACAAUACAUCUGUUCAUGAGACCAUCCGAAAUGAAAUCUGUCGCAUGUUAGGUGCACACCAUCGGAACCACUCUUCAUUACAAUGAUCUUGCUCCAGGUAUGCUGAAGUUGAUAGUACUAUUAAUUGUGCGAUCAACAACCACUAUGGCGCGAGGAUGACAGGAAAUACCAAACUAAGAUAACUACAGCCUACUCAAUCACAUUCUCUUCUCACGCAAUGGAAGAGUCGCCGCGAGCUUCCAAACGUAGGAAGCUCGAUACCACCAGUCCUGCAGCGUCGAGUCCUGCCGCGAAACCAUCGACCGCAAGAAAGUCUAGUAGGCUUGCGAAUAAACCUACCCCGCACCCGAAAACACAAGAGGAAGAUGAAGAUACAGGCAAGGAUGGGGAAUCUAUUGCUGUGGCGACCCCUAGGAAGGCUGUCAGGAAUACAGCCCGCUCAAUUGUACAGCCUAAAGAAGUGAGACCUGAUGUCUGGGACGAUAUUGAAGCCGCGUCAGGCGAAGGCUCCAUUGCAUCUGCGGUACCGAAAUCUGUGCCUGCCUCUAAGAGGAAAACUCCGGCCAAGCGACCUACUCGGGGCAGCGACAAAGUGAGUGCGACUACAGAAACAGACGAAAUACAGGACCCGAAGCCAAAUUCCAGAGCGGCCAGGAAGACAAACACAACAGCUAAAAACAGACAAAAGAAAACCACAUCUGCUUCGACUGUCAAGGGCUCAACCAAAGGCGCCGUCGCUGACGCUGAUACUUCGGAUGAAUUAGGCCAGGAUCACUCUUCCCGCAAACCUACCACGGCGAGUGCUCGAAAGACAGCUUCUUCGCGCAAAUCGAAAAACGCCACUCAGACUCAGUCUACCACUACUCCCUCUAAAGCUGCAUUACCCAAGAAGUCCGUACGAAAUGCGCCACGUGCUGCUUCGUCCAGUGGCGAAGACGAGCUCUCCAAGAUUGCCCCUCCAAGAUCGUCCAGACGCAAGCAACCUCGAUUUCAGGAAAACGCUACAAUUCCGGAGACUGAAGAUGAAACAGAACCGGUUCCGCCUCCAGCUGCUUCAACGUCAAAAGCCAGCGCGAGAAGGAGAUCAAAUCGAGCUGAUCACAUCAGUAAUGAAGAUGAGGAAGUCCUUGUUGAUGUUGAGACAGACCGUGAGUUGGAGUCCAGGAAUAUCGAUGGAGAUGGCAUGAGCGUGGAUGGCAAUAGCAUUGUUGGAAGUGUGCUCGACCCGACUGAGCCAAGUCCUUUCAACAAACCCAGUCCUGCCCAGAAAUUGAAUCUUACCACUCCAUCCCUCAACAUUCAUGUUUCAGCCGGGCGCGAACUAGAUCUUCUCAAAACAAUAGUUUUGGAGCGUAUCUCUGGUAAACGCCCAGCUCCUCUUGUCAACCUGGACGAAGAGUACGCCUCUGUUCAUCAGUUGGUUCACCAGACUGUCACUGCAGGUGAGGGUAAUUCAUUGCUUGUUAUCGGCGCCCGUGGGAGUGGAAAGACGUCUCUUGUGAACAAGGCUCUCAGGGAAGUGCACAAGGAGAAUGGGGAAGAUUACCACGUUGUGCGACUCAACGGAUUCAUUCAUACUGAUGAUAAGAUUGCUCUGCGGGAGAUAUGGCGCCAGCUCGGCAAAGAGAUGGAUUUGGAUGAAGAUGAAGGCGGAGUAGGCAAAAAUUAUGCCGAUACUCUGACAACUCUAUUGGCACUUUUGUCCCACCCUUCGGAGCAGACUGGUGAAAUCACAGACCACAUCGCGAAGGCAGUAAUCUUCGUCAUGGACGAAUUCGAUCUGUUCGCGCAGCAUGCGCGACAAACUCUGCUGUACAACCUAUUCGAUAUUGCACAAUCUCGCAAAGCUCCGAUUGCUGUUCUUGGCCUUACCACCCGCAUUGACGUUGCUAAUAGCCUCGAAAAACGCGUCAAGAGUCGGUUCAGCCAUCGCUACGUCCAUCUUUCGCUGGCCAAGACUUUCAGCGCGUUCCAGGACAUGUGUAAAGCGAACUUGCUCGUCUACGCAGAUCAGCUCAGUAUCCCUGAACGAGCUGUCCUCGAGCCGAAUGUCAAUUCGCCAGCAAAGAAACCCAAGAAAGGCAGCAAGCCCAGCCUUUUGACCGAUUGGAACAACAACAUCACAACUCUUUUCGCCACCAAAGCAUUCCUUACAACGCACCUGGCACCAAUUUACCACCUCACUAAAUCCAUCCCUGAGCUUCUCACCACCUUUCUGCAUCCGCUCUCCACGCUUUCAUUGUCCAACACUACCCUCCAGCCUCCGACCACUCUUUCCCUUCCACCAACCUCCAGACUGCCUCUUAUACCGCACCUCUCCACACUCGCUCUCUCCCUCCUCAUCGCCGCUGCUCGCCUCGAUAUCAUACACGACUCGGAUACGUGCAACUUCAACAUGGCGUAUGACGAGUACGUCUCGCUCGCAAGCAAGGCGCGUAUCCAGAACGGCGUCGGUGGUGUCAGCGUCGGCGGAAGCAUGAGCAAAGUCUGGGGCAAGGAACUCGCAAGGCGCGAAUGGGAGGGACUUGCAGAGCUGGGGUUCGUGGUGCCUGUUCUACUAGGCGCUGUGGGCGGUGGGUUCGGCAUGUGCAGGAUCGAUGUCGCGCUCGAAGAGAUUGGAGAGGUUUUGAGGGGUCCGGCGGCGAAAGGCGUCGAGAAGGGGCUGGAGAGGUGGUGUAGGCAGAUUUAG